This is a messenger RNA of Oryzias melastigma (Indian medaka), 2494 nucleotides long. RefSeq names its product uroporphyrinogen decarboxylase (gene urod). Gene Ontology annotation, cellular component: cytosol. Gene Ontology annotation, molecular function: uroporphyrinogen decarboxylase activity. The coding region runs from base 539 to 1645 and encodes 368 amino acids. The transcript has 10 exons. Gene Ontology annotation, biological process: heme biosynthetic process. The record is from RefSeq and is a predicted model, not a curated record. Lineage: Eukaryota; Metazoa; Chordata; Actinopteri; Beloniformes; Adrianichthyidae.
UUAUUUUGAGCCACUUAUUGCGACGUACUAACUAUAUCCUUGAGUAAUAUAUUUUACUUUUUAAAAUUUUGUAACUACUGUUAAUAUCAAAACUGUAAAUUUAGACUUCCUGCACUGAGAUAAACCCCUUUGCAUUUUAAUUAUAAAAUUAUAGGUGGUUUUAUUUGCCAAACUAAUAUUUUUUUUAAUUUAUUUUUUAUUCAUCCAGGCAAGACAGAGUAGGAUAGUUGAGUAAUGUUCUUUUUACCCAUAAUAUCUAUAAAGUUGCCUGUUUAGUCAUUUCUGAGACGUUUUCGACGCAUAUUUAGCUUUAGAUUCAUUUUAUCACAUAGCUUUUUCCAUCGGAAAUCAAGCUUUAAUUUUGAAAGUCCUCUCGUUUCCUGGUCUGGUCACGAGGUCUUCCAACAUGGCCGCGCCCUCUGUCUGUCAGCGCAGGUCGGUUUAAAUGAGUUUUGGAGCCGUAGCUCGCUUUUAACUAACUCAGAGACGAGCAGAGGAGUUUCCUAUAAACCCCCUUCAUCCUCUUCACGUUUCCAACAUGAGCAAAAACGACUUAAUCAUCCCAAUGGAUUUUCCUAAGUUAAAGAACGACACGUUUCUCCGAGCAGCAAGAGGAGAAGAAACCGAGCACGUCCCGGUCUGGUGUAUGAGGCAGGCUGGAAGAUACCUGCCAGAGUUUCGGGAGUGGAGAGAAGGAAAGGAUUUUUUUGAGACGUGUCGGUCACCGGAGGUCUGCUGUGAGCUCACGCUGCAGCCUCUGAGACGAUUUCCUUUGGAUGCUGCCAUCAUUUUUUCUGACAUCUUGGUUGUUCCACAGGCCAUGGGUAUGAAAGUCCAGAUGUUGACGGGUAAAGGUCCAACAUUCACAGAGCCUCUGAAGGAGCCUGAAGACCUGGAGCGGUUGGAGGCCAAAGUCGACGUCCAUAAAGAGUUAGGCUACGUCUUCAAAGCGAUCACACUGACCAGACACAAGCUGGAGGGCAAAGUUCCUCUCAUAGGAUUCACAGGAGCUCCGUGGACGCUCAUGUCAUACAUGAUUGAAGGUGGAGGUUCAGUCACGCAGUCCAAAGCCAAGCGCUGGCUGUACCGCUACCCCGAGGCCAGCCACAUGCUGCUGAAGAUGCUGGCGGAUGUGAUCGUUGAGUAUCUGCUGGGACAGGUGACCGCCGGCGCUCAGGCUUUGCAGGUGUUCGAGUCCCACGCAGGAAUUCUGGGGCCGGUGGAGUUCAAAGAGUUUUCCCUGCCGUACCUGCGGGACAUCGCUCGCCGGGUCAAAGACAGACUCAAGGAGGCGGGACAGGAUGUUCCCAUGAUUGUGUUUGCUAAAGAUGCUCACUACGGUUUGGAGGAUCUGUCUCAGUCUAACUAUGAGGUGGUCGGUCUGGACUGGACCAUUGACCCACAAUCAGCUCGGGAGCGCACAGGUGGGAAGGUCAGCCUGCAGGGAAACAUGGACCCCUGUGCUCUGUACGCUCCAAAGGAGCGGAUUUCCGACAUCGUGAAGAAGAUGGUGGCGGGCUUCGGCACCAGAGGCUACAUCGCCAACCUGGGCCACGGCCUCUACCCCGACAUGGAGCCGGAGAACGUCGGCGCCUUCGUGGAAGCCGUGCACCAGCACUCCAAACUCAUGAUCAAGCAGAUGUAACCAAACACGAAGCGGGUCAAGGUUUCUCAGAAAACAGCCAGGAAGCGUGCACCAGACUUUGGAUUUCAUUAAAUAUCGGAAUGUUUUUGAAUACGGAUCAGGAAACGCAUCGUCGUUGUUUUGAGGAUUUCUGCGGGUUUUAUCCAAAACAACAAAAACAACAUCCCCGCAUUAACGGAAAAACAUCCAAAUCAACAUGUAGAGAGCAGAGAACCGCGCAGUCCCAUCCCGCGCAGCUUUCCAGGAUAAACAUGUUGGGAUCUCUGGGAGAUUUACUCCUCAUCUGUAAUGUGUUUAUCUGAGCAGGAGUGGAUUAUGUUUGUGGAUUGAGAAGCCGUGACGCGGUUCUGUGAAGCGCAUGCUGGUUAAGUUUGUGGGAUCAUUUUGUGUUGACAGUGGAUGGAAAAGCUCAACAGCUUGUAUGUGGAAAGUAUUGGAAUUCUCUUUGCUUUUAUACCUCGUCUCAUGAUGUUAUUCUAACAUUUACAAAUACAAAAAUAAGGAGAAGACUUACAAGAAUUGCUCAUGACUUUUCUGUCUUGUUUAAUUAGGAAUAAGUCACACUUUUAGGAAGGUUUACUCUCAACCAGAUGCCAAAUAGCUGAACAAAUCUGCGCUCAGCGUGAAAAGAUUUCCAGAAAUUAUGCUGAUUUUAACAUUUAACUCUCACAAAAUCCACUUUCUGAAUGUGCUCUGCUUUAAAAGCAAUGUUGUUGUGAAAUAAAGAAGCUAAAAUGGCAAAAAUACAAACUAAUUUCAAAUAAAUACAUGUUUUUUUAAAUGAAUUUCAAAAUAAAAGCCUGGCUGUAUGGACCUUCCUUUGUCCUACAGCUUAUGGGACAAAAGUGA